Momordica charantia (bitter melon) is the source of this 1930-nucleotide messenger RNA. Its product is annotated as DUF21 domain-containing protein At2g14520. Gene Ontology annotation, cellular component: cytoplasm. The record is from RefSeq and is a predicted model, not a curated record. Gene Ontology annotation, biological process: magnesium ion homeostasis; intracellular manganese ion homeostasis. Lineage: Eukaryota; Viridiplantae; Streptophyta; Magnoliopsida; Cucurbitales; Cucurbitaceae.
CCAUCAUCUUCUUCUUCUGUUCUGUGUACACGUUCACUCCCAAAGACGUAUAUUCUCUCUCUCUCUUCUCUCAUUGCAGCACCACCCUAUAUAAUCUCCUCUCUCCCCCCUUUUUUCUUUGCAAAUGUUUCGGAAAAUGAACUUUCUCCACAAACCCACCUCGCCGGACCUCUGAAUUCCGCAGAAUUCGACCCAAAACAGAGCCCCUUCUGUUCCCGGUGGCCGGAGCUUGCUCUGGAUUGAAUGGCCGUCGAAUACAGAUGCUGCGAGACCAAUUUCUUCAUCCACAUCGUCAUAAUCGUGCUCUUGGUGAUCUUCGCCGGCUUGAUGUCCGGCCUCACCCUCGGCCUCAUGUCCAUGAGUCUCGUCGAUCUCGAAGUUCUUGCGAAGUCCGGGACUCCCAAGGAUCGCAAGUAUGCCGCAAAGAUAUUGCCAGUUGUCAAAAACCAGCAUUUAUUGCUUUGCACCCUACUGAUCUGCAAUGCGGCAGCCAUGGAGGCACUUCCUAUUUUUCUUGACGGUCUGGUUACAGCUUGGGGUGCUAUUCUAAUCUCGGUGACAUUGAUUCUUCUUUUUGGCGAGAUUAUACCACAAUCUGUUUGCUCUCGGUAUGGUUUGGCAAUCGGAUCAACAGUUGCUCCUUUUGUCCGUGUUCUUGUCUGGGUUUGCUUCCCUGUUGCAUAUCCAAUCAGCAAGCUGCUAGACUUUCUACUGGGCCAUGGACGUGUAGCUCUUUUCCGAAGAGCUGAGCUGAAAACACUUGUAAAUUUGCAUGGUAAUGAGGCUGGAAAGGGUGGAGAACUGACACAUGAUGAAACCACUAUAAUUGCUGGAGCACUUGAACUGACUGAGAAGACAGCUAGUGAUGCCAUGACUCCUAUAUCUGAAACUUUUUCUAUUGACAUUAAUGCAAAGCUCGAUAGGAAUCUGAUGAGUCUUGUCCUGGAGAAAGGGCAUAGCAGGGUGCCAGUUUAUUAUGAAGAAAAAACCAACAUCAUUGGUCUUAUCCUGGUUAAAAAUUUGCUUACAAUCCACCCAGAUGACAAAGUUCCAGUGAAGAAUGUCACCAUUCGAAGGAUUCCAAGAGUUCCCGAAACUAUGCCAUUAUAUGACAUUCUGAAUGAGUUCCAGAAAGGUCAUAGCCACAUGGCGAUUGUUGUCAAACAGUGCAACAAAAUGAACGAGAAACCUGCUGAUGCUGACAAACCGGACAAACCAGACGAUGAUUCCCAGAGAGAUGUUAGAAUUGAUGUGGAUGGUGAAAAGCAGCAGCCCCCACAAGAAAAAACCUUGAAGAACAUGAGGCCACUUCAGAAGUGGAGAAGCUUUCCCACCUCAAAUAAUUCAUACAGGAGUGGCGGCUCUAGAAGCAAGAAGUGGACAAAAGACAUGUACUCUGAUAUCCUGCAGAUAGAUGGAGGUGCUCUUCCUAAACUCGCCGAGGAAGAAGAAGCUGUCGGUGUCAUAACAAUGGAAGAUGUCAUCGAAGAACUUUUGCAGGAGGAGAUCUUCGAUGAAACCGAUCAUCAUUUUGAGGACUCAUGAUAGUGGUUAGUCAAAGAAUGGCUCCUUAUAGACGACUAUACGUAGAUAAUGACGAAAAUAUUUGUUAAAUUUGUUGAUGUUCUUAAUAGAUUUUGGAACCCACAAAAUGCAUAUUGAAGCUUUUGAAGGGUGUUAAGAAGCAUGUAAGUGAGAAAAUGAGUAUGUUAGAUCAGAUGUUUAAGAGUCGAAAAGACAAUCCCAAAGUAGGAAGAAAAGGGAAACAAAUUGUGUAAAGAUACUGCACCCCUGGGUGUUAGCACAAUGGCAAGAGGCUUGGGUGUUGAUACCCACGAUCCAUGUUCGAGCCGUUACGUGUCUAUAAAUUGUGUAAAGGUACUGCAAUCUCUCUCUCUUUUUGAAAAGUACUUGCAUAUGUUUGUUCUUC